CUGGAUCAGGAUCGUCGCUAGGGCAGGUUCUCUCCAAGGUGGAGUUUCCUCCAAAGUGGACGGCUCCACCUCCCGCCCCAGAGUGGACGCCCUUUUCGGUGCUCCGAGAGCCUGCCCAGGCCGUCUCCGGAGGGCAAGUGGCCUUUGAGCUCAGGCUGCCCGGGAGGUGACCGGUCCUGCGGCUUCAGGAGAAACUGCCCCUCCUCUCGCUCCGGGGCUGGUUACAGUGGACCGUGGGGAGUGGAAAGGGGGCGGGUCUCCAGGGGCCGGUACUUUCCGACGCUGGAAACGCGCUCGGCCCUUGGCGUCCCGGGACCCCAUUAACACCAGGGUCCCCAGGGAGCGGCCCAGGGAGGGGCGGGGCGCCCGCCGUCCCUCACGUUGGCUCUCAGCCUCUCGAGUUACAGCUUCGGGUUCUCCCGCGGGUGCCUUUCCCUGCUCCGGGACAAAGCGGCUCGGUGGCAGUGGCGCGGUCAGGAGAAGACCCCCGCUGCGCUCGGGACUCCUGCUCGCAAGGCGCCCCGCCCGCCGCCCCGCUUCCACCCCUCCCGGCAGCGCAGGGAAAGCCCCCGCGGCUCCUCCCACCCCAGGGGCUUUUCUCCAGUCGCCAGCGACUUUGCUUCGGGAGCGCAGCCGCCUGGCGCCGCUUUCCGCCGGGCUGGAGCGCACGGUGCCCCUGGCUCUUCUGCGGAACGCCAGGGGCAAGAAUCGGUGACCUCGGGGCGCGCCCCGCGUCCCGGGUCCCCUAAUCGUCACCUCGGCCCCCGGCCCGCGCCUAGGCCUCCAGCAUGGUGCUGCUGGCUGGGCCCGGGCCGGAGGGCGGCGGGACGCGCUGCUUGUCCCCGCAGUCGCCGACGCCACCCCGGGGCGCGCAGACAGGGGACGACCCGGGGGACUACGAGGAGUACGAAGACUUCUCGAGUCUGCCGGACACCCGCAGCAUAGCUUCAGACGAUUCCUUCUACCCUCCCGGAGGCGAGGAGGAGUGCGGCGCGGCGAGCGCGGAGUGCGUCCCGGAGGGCGUCCCGGAAGCGGCGACCCUCCUGCGCGCCGCCUGCACCAACGACGUGGGGCUGCUGCGGGCGCUAGUGCUGCGCGGUCCGAGUUCCGAGGAGGUACAGGAGACUGACCGCAACGGCCGGACUGGCCUUAUUGUGGCGUGCUACCAUGGCUUUGUGGAUACCGUGGUGGCCUUAGCAGAAUGUCCGCACGUUGACGUCAACUGGCAGGACAGUGAAGGGAACACGGCCCUCAUCACAGCUGCACAGGCAGGGCAUGCUACCAUCACCAACUACUUGCUGAAUUAUUUCCCUGGUCUGGACCUAGAAAGGAGGAACAUAUUCGGCUUCACAGCCCUCAUGAAAGCAGCCAUGCAGGGCCGAACGGAGUGUGUGCGAGCCCUGAUGCUGGCAGGGGCAGAUGUUCAAGCGAGGGAUCCCCGUCGUGGCAUGUCACCACAGGAGUGGGCUGCAUACACUGGCCGAGUGGAGGCUGUUCGUGUCAUACAGAGGCUUAUGGAGCGACCGUGCCCAGAGCAGUUCGGAGACAAGUACAAGCCGGAGUUGCCGCUUCCCCCUGAGGGGCUCUUGAAGGCCCCAGGUUCCAAAAACUGCUUUCAGAGAUUCACCGAGUUCCUGCGGACCGCUCUGAGCUCCCGCUCAGGCCAGAGCCUGGAGGAUGGAGGCGUCCUUGAUCACAUGGUCAGGAUGACCACAAGCCUCUAUAGCCCAGCUGUUGCUGUCGUCUGCCAGACCGUGUGCCCGGAGAACCCUCCCUGUGUGGGGAAACGACGCCUGGCAGUGCAGGAAAUCCUAGCAGCUAGGGGGAACCGGGACGCCUGUGCUCUGGAUAGCAACAAGGUAGAGGGCUCUGACCCGCAAUUCCAGACUUUGGAGGGUCCCAGAGCCAGCCCCUGGCCAUUCCAGUCCUCUGGGGCCCCAGGAUCCACCCCUGCCCCUGUCUCUCGGAAGGCCAGCCUCCUGCCGUUGCAGUUGCUGCGGAGGAGCAGCGUGCGGCCAGGUGUGGUGGUCCCCAGAGUGCGCAUCUCCAAGGCCCCCGCGCCCACCUUCCAGCCCGAGCGCGCAGCGCCCAAGGGCAACACCAAGGACAGCAUCCACCUGCAGAUCCCCAAGUGGCGGUACAAGGAGGCCAAGGAGGAGAAGAGGAAGGCGGAGGAGGCGGAGAAGAAACGCCAGGCAGAGGCUCAAAAGGAAAAGCGGGCGCCACGCUGGAGGAAAAGGACGUGAAAGGAGGCUAUGAUGCCCACUGCGUGUGCGCCUGGUGUGGGGAGGCUGCGCUAGGAUCCAGCUGGGAGGCUGCGGGUGCUGUAGACCGCGCCACUGAGACGAGACGGGUGCCUCUCUCUGCCAUGGGGUGCAUGCUGUAUCACACAGCCUCUGCCUGGGCCGUACUCCUUUCCCAGACCCACGAAGUGGGGUUCACAUUGCUCCCAAGACAGAAUUGAAAAGACUAGAGAUGGUUUUUGCUUAAAACUAGUUCCCUGAGCAAUCUAUACACCCAAAGGGCAGUUUGCCUAGAAGUCACCCCUCAGAGGACCCCAAUUAAGAAUUUAAAAACUUAACUUAUCAAAGGGCAUUUUCGCAUACUUUUGUAUUUUGUUAUUUAUGAAAAAUUGCAGCAUUUUUCGAAUGGCAGGCUCUUUGUAAAUUAAGGCAGUUUUAAGACCCUUUGUUUAAAAACGCCGUCUCUAGCAAUAAAUACUUGUAAUGGCUGUGUGAAUUACACAGGACUCAUGGGAUUCUCCCCUUUUGCCAUUUGGUUCUGGCCUUUGCCUUCUCGUGUCCCAUGGACACACCUGUGCACUGGCUUUUCCUUUGAACUUGAGUGAUGCCAAAUGCCUGUUUCUACUUGAUGAAGGCACGGACUGCUAUUCAAAAUGAUCAAGUGGGAUGGAAGUCUUACUUUCGUUUCGUUUUUAAAUUCUUUUGUUCCUAUCAUCAUCGUCAUCAUCAUCAUCAUCAUCAUCAUCAUCAUUGAAAGUAAUAUGGCAUAUUGCAAGAGUGUAUAUGUUGCUAGGACCAAACUCAUUUAAAGCAAAGGGCUUGGAUAGACCAUCUUCCAGAGGAUUUGAGGAAAACAAUUAUUUAAAGGGGGCAGAUUUAACAAAUGAGUGGUAGAAACCAAGUCAUAUGUGCUCAGAAAAAAAACCAAACAUGGAUAUCCUUAAAAAUGUCCAAAGCUGCAGAGGGUAAGGGAUGCUGCAAAAAUGCUGAGAGGCAGACAGGUGACCGUUAGAACAGGUGGUACACCUUGGAUGGUGGACAGUGGUUUGGGGAAGGUUUUCUUGGAGCGAGCCACACUCUCAUGGUGGCCCUCUCCUCCAGAGAGUCCCUUGUGCGUUUUGACGUACAGUUCCCCUUUGAUGAGCCCCAAGGUUUGGCUCAUUCCCAUACCAACUUUGUAGAACUUCCAGUAUGUGGGGACUUUGGUGGGGAUGGGAUUUACCUUGGGUGCCAAACUGUCAGUGAAAGUUUUCUUUCUCUUUCUUUCUGUCUUUCUCUUAUUUCCAAAGCAUUGAAAAAAAUCCCAGCUGGGUCUUAGAGUAUCCGUAUCAUGCACUUUAUUUGAAUAUUUAAUGUAAAUACUUGGAAGCAAUAGAUUCAGAAUACUACAGGCUGAUUUGGAAGCCCUUUGCUGAGGUCCAUCCCACACUGUGGGUGCACGUAGGAGGGGGCACUGGUUUAAUCUUAUUCUUUUCCUCCUCCAUGCCAUUAGACAUCGAGCAACGAGAGAUCUCAUACUAGCCUCCCCCCAAACUCCAUAAAAUAGGAGUUUUUUUUUGGUGUCACCAUUCAGUGUUUAUAAAUCAUAUUUAGUAAGUUUCUCUUUUACCCUAGAAAGGUACCAAGGUGAAUGCUGGGGUCUUGACCCUCCUCUACAGCUGUUGAUGUUAGUUGGCUGGGUUCACCCUUGCAACCCAAGACUUUGUUUUGGCUACAUCUCCUUGGGGGCUGUGAGGACCACAAGCAACCUCAGUUAUCUUUUGGGGCCAUCUUCCCUGUCUCUUUUGGCAUUGUGUGUCUUCCUGUCGUAUACGUAUAACCUGCAGUACUAGCUAGCUUGUCAUAGGCCCCGCCACUGUGAGCCAAGGCAGUGCCAAAAUGCUUGCAAUCCACGUUCCUCAUGCUGUUUGUCCACAGAUAAAACACUAACCGUUUUAUUCCAUUUCCCUGCUUCAGAGGGGGAGCUGUAUUCCAGUGCAGUGGGAAGUACCAAGGUGACCACUGCUGAAGUCACUGGAACUGUGACUUCUCAGCAGGGGCUAUAGGAAGCCCCACUGCUUUUAGGGGGCUUUUCCUGGACACCCAGCUUGAGCUCCCACAAAGGUCCUGUUUUUGCAGGUUGUCUGGUUGUCUCCUGACUUGGGAGAGCAGAGGAGCAGGCCUGGGGAUCUGCUUGCCUUUGUGUGUAUUAACUGUGAAUAGUGAAUUCCAAGUGAACAGGUGUCUUCUCAGGGAUUUAUACAUAAAUAGAGUUAGGGGAAAAGUUGAAGUGUAUUUUAAAUCUUUUUGAUGUUUAAAUCAAUUAGGAUUAAACCGGACAGAAGAAAUAUUUCCAAGAUAGUGCCAGAGCUGCUGUUUCUAAGUGAGAUCUUGGGACUUGUCUCAGUGGAGAUUUAUGGGGACCACGGCAGUGGGAAUGGCUGUGGAUAUGGCUGUGGCUGCGUCUGGGUGUGACCCUUGUGUUAACAGUUACCUCCAGAUAAGCAGAAGUGACUGACACCGAAAUGGAUAAUCCAUAACCCCCUAGAACUGUUCACUGCACCCCUGGUCUUUUUGCCUUGCUUUCAAGGAUGAAAUAUCCACAGUCAUUCUCCAGGAAGCCACAGAGAGCCCCAGGAAAGAUCAGGGAGCCUUGCACACUUGGUCCGCCGUGGCCUCCAUGGCAGUGUGCCUGCUGCCCUGGAGCAGGACAGGAGGUAACAGGAGGGACUUCACACCUUCCUCAGCCCCUUCCAGGCUGCUGGGCCACACCCGAUACCUCUGAAAAUAAGUCAAAAUGGCCAGGGGUUUUCCAGCCCAGCUUUGGAUUCCCCUGACUCCUCUUGUACAUCAGGAAAGGGAGGGUUCAUGACAAUGGCUAGAAAAUGGGUUUUUAUAGACUCAGAGAGGGUGUGCCAAGAGGUCAUGUCCCAUUCCUUCCCAGCUGGGACCAGGUCUCUGGAAUGGAGCUAAGAUUUUCUAGAGAAGAACAAGGCUUGUGGGAAGGGGGCUGGCUCCAGUCCCCAGGAGUCGGGAGGCAUCAACAGUUAUUUCCCAUGCUGCUCAGAGUGACGGCCUCUCACUGUAGACUCCAUCCUGCUGUACAGUGAGGGGGCUUUUCUGUUCUAGUGGUUGGGAAAUUCCAGCAGGGUUCCCGUUGAGUUCUCCAGUGCUGGUCACAGUCUGGAUUCUGGUUUGUGCCGCCAGCCCUUGGUCCCUUUGAGCUGGACAACAAUGUGGAGGGAGGGCCAGGACUUCUAGAGAAUGAAGGAGGGAACACUGACCAUGAUGGAAUCUUAGAAAACAACAAAGUCACCUUUAUAACAGAAGGAUACUUGGGACCAUCAGACCAGGGUAGAGUUAGCCACACAGAGUGAAAAGCCACUUCCUAGUCACCCAUUACCAGCUCUGGACAUUUAUGUAACUCGAGUCAACGAUUCAUUUCUUUGCCCUGUAUUCACAUAUUUAUUCCUUGACAUUUUAGAUAAGUGACUGAAAAUUCCUCUGCAGGCUUUAUUGUAUUUAUUAUUAUUAUUUAAACGCUCAACAGUGCUACCUGGGUUGGUCUGGCUGGGUUGCUUUGGCUGGUUUUCAGGUGUUGCCAUUGAAUGCUACCUGCUACACAUGGGGUUUUCACACUCUGCCCUGGCCUGAAGUAAGACUGUAAUGAAAGGUGAAGCCACCAUUGUGCGUUGGCCGCCCUCAGCAGCAGGCUAUAUUAAUGGGGACCGACCAUGUAUGAUUUUCACUGACAUGUGCAAACUGAAGGGCCAGAAGUAUGUGCUUGUAAAUGUACUAGCUACAGUGGCUCACAGUGAACCCCCAGGAGUGUCUCUGUGACCUGUUUUGAGGUGUGGUUUCAGGCAGAUUGCAAGGCCUGAGGGUCUACCUGGAGUCCCCAAAUAAUGUGAAAGCUGACAUGGCUGGAGUCUUUACACCCUAGGCUGUGCUAUUAGAAGAUGGUGCUGACCCAGGUGGCUAAGAGCAGAUAACCCACUGCAUCUGGGUUAGCUCUGGCUUUGAUGUGCCUCAGUUGCACGAUGGGCCCAGACCCGAAAGGAUCCCCCAGAAGAGCUCUCGUAUCCUCCCAUAGCUGCCCUUCUGCUUGGAGGGGGUAUAUUCUGUGGGACUUGACCCAGGUGGACACCCUAGAACAGCAUGUUAUCUAAGGGAGUUUUGGGAUACCCCAGUCUGCCUCGGUAUUAGAUUGGCUGACUAGUUCUGGUUUUGAAAACAUUCUCUGGGCUGUGAUGUGACUUCCGUUGUUUUAAAAGAAAAUGUAGAUGGGAGAGAAAUGAAGCUGGCCAUCCUCGGCAGAGCAGUAGACUGUGUUUAUAGACUUGAAGAAUAGUAAUCAGGCGCCUAACUAACACCAGUUAGGAAGUUCUAGAAACUGGUUCAGGAUGGUGCGACUCUGAGUACACUUGACGGAGAGUGGACACAUGUGUCCAGAAGUGGCGCCAGCUUGGGGCCUGCUACGGCGUGAGAACCCAGUGCUCCAUUCAAGUGACAGCACAGUCCGCUACAAUGAAUUUUCUUGGUCCAAAUGGUAGUUUUAAAAAGCAAACAAGAGCAAGACAGGAGUUGUGCCUAGAAUUUGCUGGGUGUGUGAGAAUCUGCAGCGGAGACCGACGGGUGAGGAAUGGAGCAGACUUCUGCACAGCCAGGGGUCAGGUUCUGCCUUCCUGGUUGGAACUGUUUCCAGAGUGUGAAGCGAUUUCCUUUGUCAUUUCUAAAACUUUUCUGAAUGUUGUAAAGAUGUUGACUAUGGCUAUAACUGUAAAUUCCAGAGCGUUUUAUUUUGAGAUGAGAAUUUUGCUACAGUUUAUACAGGAUAUUUUCCUAUUUAGACCUCAGGGCUACCUUGGGACCCACUAAUAAGUGUGACCCCCACCCACCCACCCCAGCAGCUUCAAUUCUGGAUAGACAAGUUAUGUAACUUCUAAAUUAAAUGUGAUAUUGUUCACUAAGAAGAAUGUGUUUCUCUCUUUUAACUUCUGACAAAUUCUGUUUUAAAAGUGUAGAAAAAAGAGACACUAGAAAAGAAUAAAACAAUGGUAAAAGAAUUAAAAAUCACCUGUAAAAUAAAUAUUCUCAUGGUAUAAAAUUGUGAUAUUUGAAUAAACUUAUGUGCAUAAAUUAUUUAAAAAUA
Molecule: messenger RNA, 7374 nt
Organism: Peromyscus maniculatus bairdii (prairie deer mouse)
Lineage: Eukaryota; Metazoa; Chordata; Mammalia; Rodentia; Cricetidae
Gene: Ankrd33b
Product: ankyrin repeat domain 33B
Molecular function (GO): protein binding
Source: RefSeq, a predicted model, not a curated record